CAGCAGCGGCCAGUGGUGGCGGCCCGCGGUCCCCCGCCCCCUCCACGCAACGCUCGCGACACGGGCACGAGCGCCGGGGCUCGCUGUCCUCCGAGCUCGGGCCCCACUGCCGUCUGCUCCACGAGGAGCCCGCGUGUUCCCCGCCGCUCUCGGCUCCACGUCGGCCACCAUGGAGGCACAGGCACAAGGCUUAUUGGAGUCGGAACCACUGCAAGGAAGAGAUGAGGAUGCAAUAGCCAGUGCUGACUUCUCUAGCAUGCUCUCUGAGGAGGAGAAGGAGGAGUUAAAGGCAGAAUUAGUCCAGCUAGAAGACGAAAUUGCCACAUUACGGCAAGUUUUGUCAGCGAAGGAAAGACAUCUGGUUGAGAUCAAACAGAAACUCGGCAUGAACCUGAUGAACGAGCUAAAGCAGAACUUCAGCAGGAGCUGGCAUGACAUGCAGACCACCACUGCGUACAAGAAGACGCAUGAAACCCUGAGCCAUGCAGGGCAGAAGGCCACAGCAGCUUUCAGCAAUGUGGGAACUGCCAUCAGCAAGAAGUUUGGGGAUAUGAGAUCUCACUCUAUUGGGUACUCCAUUCGCCAUUCCAUAAGUAUGCCUGCCAUGAGGAACUCUCCUACUUUCAAAUCAUUUGAGGAGAGGGUUGAGACAACUGUCACAAGCCUCAAGACGAAAGUAGGUGGGACAAACCACGGUGGAGGCAGUUUUGAGGAGGUCCUCAGCUCCACAGCACACGCCAGCUCCCAGAAUGCUUCAGGAGGCCCCCGGCAGACCAAAGAUGAGGAGCUGCAAUGCUAGGUUCAACCAGCUUGGGCUGCUGCCAAGCCAAUCUGCCUGCUCGUCUCCUCAUACGACGACCAAAAUCCCACUGGAAAACCCAAGUUUUGAUAUUGUUAUUUAAGUGGCCUCUACAAAAAGUUGAAUAAAAUUAUUUCCAUUUGCAUUUGUGUUGAUGCUGGACCGCUUGACCAUCACACUGCAAUAGUUACAAAUGUCAUCCUUUAAAAUGGCCAACCCGGAGAAGGUUCAUGCUUGGUCCUAAUUCUUGUCUGUGUAACUCAAUGUUUUAUUUCCCAAACAUGCAGCUACUAGUUACCAGCUUUGGUUCUCGCUCGGGCUCCAUAACAAUGAGCAUGUCUUCGAGUGCUGCGUGGUAUGCCCUCGGUUUGUAGGUCAACAGGUGGCACUUUUUACGACUGUCUCUAGCUGUAGGGCCAAGUCACUGUGAACUUCGCCAGAUUGCUUGGAUUGCUCCCGCCUACAUCAGUUAUGUCCAUCCAUUUAAGUCAUUAAAAUAAUUCAUCUUA
Psammomys obesus (fat sand rat) is the source of this 1308-nucleotide messenger RNA. It is a transcript of the gene Tpd52l1, whose product is annotated as TPD52 like 1. The record is from RefSeq and is a predicted model, not a curated record. Lineage: Eukaryota; Metazoa; Chordata; Mammalia; Rodentia; Muridae. Gene Ontology annotation, biological process: positive regulation of apoptotic signaling pathway; positive regulation of MAP kinase activity. Bases 170 to 799 code for a protein of 209 amino acids. The transcript has 8 exons. Gene Ontology annotation, cellular component: cytoplasm.